Xyrichtys novacula (pearly razorfish) is the source of this 468-nucleotide messenger RNA. The record is from the annotation of a GenBank genome assembly. Lineage: Eukaryota; Metazoa; Chordata; Actinopteri; Labriformes; Labridae.
AUGUUUAACAAUAGAACAAUUGCAAAAACUCACAACCCAACAUGCGAAAAACUCAAGUUAAAAAAACACCACAAAUUCAAGUUCAGGAAACACCACAAACCCAAGUUCAACAAUUGCCACAAAUUCAAGUUCAAAAAACGCCACAAACUCAAGUUCAAAGAAAGCCGUGACCUCAAUUUCAACAAUUGCCAAAAACUCAAGUUCAAUAAACGCCAAAAGCUCAAGUUCAACAAUUGCCACAAACUGGAGCUUAAAAAACACCACAAACCCAAGUUCAACCAUGCCACAAACUCGAGUUCAACAAACACCAUAAACUCAAGUUCAACAAUCGUCACAAUUUCAAGUUCAACAAACACAAUAAACUCAAGUCCAACAAACACCACGAUACUUGAUUGCACAAAACACCUAAAACUCAAGUUUAACAAAUGCCACAACUUCAAGUUCAUCAAACACCACAAACUGAAGUAA